AUGGGCUACGACACCGAGCGCUUUGUGGGCUACGUUAACGAAGGCCUCCUGUGCUCCAUCUGCCGCGCCGUGCUGGAGGAGGCCGUGCAGGCGCCGUGCGAGCACGCGUUCUGCGCCGCCUGCAUCCGCGGCUGGCUGCGCCACCACAGCAGCUGCCCCGAGGACAGGCAGCCGCUCGACGGGGCUCUGCUGCGGCCUCUCUACAGAUAUAUGAAAAAUGAUUUAAACCGUCUUCAGCUACAUUGCAAAAACAGAGAGCAUGGCUGUGAAAUGGUUUGUUCUCUAGAGUCUAUAGACAGGCAUGAGAGGGAGUGUGAAUACAGUCAGAUACUUUGCUCCAAUCCCGGCUGCCCAGUUCAAACCGAACGCCGAAACCUGGACGGGCACUUGGCCGUGUGCGACUACCGGAGCCGCGCGUGCCCCAACGGCUGCGGCUGCACCGUGCUCGGCGCCGAGGACACGCAGCACAACUGCGUGGCAGAGCUGAGGACAGAGCUGGAGCUGCUUCGGUCAGAAAUGAUUUGCAGAGUGGAGGAGGCAAAGCACGAGAUGGAGUCAAGACUAGAUUCACAGAGAAGACACAUGGUCCAGAAAGAGAGUAUUUUGCAAAACGAAAUUGAAGAACUGAAGAGCCAGAUGUCGCGGGUGCUGGCAGACGUGCGCUCCCUGAUGGCUGCCGAGCGGCGGCAUCGGCAGGAGCUGGAGCAGGCGGAGCUGGAGAAGCGGGAGCUCACGGAGCUCCUGAAGGGCCUGCAGAAGGACUCCCGGGUAAACGCCGCGGAAGGGAGCAGGAAGGCGCCCGGCUUCCGCCCGCUGGCGCGGCUGGAGAGCGGGAAGCGCAAGCCCCGGGAGGUGACGGUCAUCUGA
Tinamus guttatus (white-throated tinamou) is the source of this 867-nucleotide messenger RNA. RefSeq names its product E3 ubiquitin-protein ligase NRDP1. The record is from RefSeq and is a predicted model, not a curated record. NCBI's taxonomy places the organism in Eukaryota, Metazoa, Chordata, Aves, Tinamiformes, Tinamidae. Gene Ontology annotation, molecular function: zinc ion binding.